GGGGGGGAGGAGGAGGUCAGUGAGGAACCGCGGAGGGUCGCGCAUGCGCACGUCGCUUCCGGCGGCGGAGGGGCGGGGCUUUGGGCGGUGACGUCACCGGGACCCUCCCCCCCCCCCAUCACUCAGUGGCCAAAAGUCUGACGAGUUGCGGCCGCAAUGGAGGCCUCGCGGAAGGAGCAAUUGAUGUCCGCCGCACGGAAAACGCUGAGGAUAAAGAACAGGAAGGGUCUGUCCGCACCGUGCUGUCUGAGCCUCGGUGCCGAGAUCCUAGCAGUAGAUGCCGGGUUAAAGCCAGCCUUCCUGUUUGAUUACAGUCGAGCAGGAGCCGAGCAGCUCCAGGAUUAUAUUCAGGAGAUACAAAAGACUGGGCUGAUCUACCAGCGUUUACACAUCCUCAGCCUCGGGGAUAAUGUUCUGAUACUAAACUUGAGCAAAACUAUCAGACACUUAGAGAAGUCGCUCCAGGGAAACUGGGUUCCACUCAUUGACGUAUCUGCCUGUAGAGGGGUGCCAACACUGGCUGAUACAAGUGUCAUCGAACAAGUGAAAACUCAGAUUGAGUUUAUUUUAGCCCAUUUGAAAUCUCUGGCAGUCGACAGAGGGACGUGCGAUUCAAAGUCCGUCACUACCAGCGAAAUGUUCUCAUCGGAGUGGAACCUGUGUACGGUGUUUGGAUUUCUCCUUGGCUUCCCAGCUUCAUACUGGUUUGACUUCGCUGAGAGUUUUGAGAACUGUCUGAGUAUGAUUGAACUGCGAGUGUUCUCUGUUUCUGCCGUUUGUUCUAGAAUCAGCAAAGAUCUCAAACACCGAAUGUAUUCCUUCAGCGUCCCAGAAACUAUCUACUUGGAUCUGCAGCACUGCGUGGAGACUUGGAAGAAAGAUCUACAGUUCAACUUUAACAAGCAAUCGGUUUUCUCAGAGCUCAGUAUUUCCACAGAGAUAGUCUCUCUACCCGCAGUUGCACUAUAAACACAGUCCAACUCCAUUUUAGUGUAUAAUCCAUCAGUGUAACAUGCUUCAGUGAGGCUUGAGUGGAGAGGAACUGUGGCCAAAUGGUGUAAGCAGUUCACAGCUUGGCAGGUAACUUUGUCAAAUCAUUGGUACAGAUUACUACAGAAAUAUUCUGAGCACGAUCCAAAGUCCACCUUGUUAUUUUCCCUUUGCCUGUUUUCGCUGAAACAAUGUUAUUUAUCCUGUGUAAUAAAGUAACCGAACAUGACUUACCAC
This is a messenger RNA of Callorhinchus milii (elephant shark), 1227 nucleotides long. It is a transcript of the gene cunh1orf74, whose product is annotated as chromosome unknown C1orf74 homolog. The transcript is spliced from 2 exons. Lineage: Eukaryota; Metazoa; Chordata; Chondrichthyes; Chimaeriformes; Callorhinchidae. Bases 157 to 969 code for a protein of 270 amino acids. The record is from RefSeq and is a predicted model, not a curated record.